Mytilus californianus (California mussel) is the source of this 4431-nucleotide messenger RNA. RefSeq lists its product as uncharacterized. Bases 76 to 3606 code for a protein of 1176 amino acids. Gene Ontology annotation, biological process: regulation of apoptotic process; signal transduction. NCBI's taxonomy places the organism in Eukaryota, Metazoa, Mollusca, Bivalvia, Mytilida, Mytilidae. Gene Ontology annotation, molecular function: death domain binding; protease binding. The transcript is spliced from 13 exons. The record is from RefSeq and is a predicted model, not a curated record.
GAGACCCCAUACAAUCUGGCAGCAAAAGAAGACUGGAAUACCGUGGAAUACAUACAAGAUAGGAAGAAAGAAGUAAUGGACUACCUGAAGACUUUUAUGUCAAAGGAAGACCAAGAACUGGCCACAGAAAUCUCUCAGCAGAAAGAGGCAACAUCAAUAGUUGGAGAUUUCCUCCAGAAAAAAGAACAAUCUGCCAUGUUAAAUCGAUUGCUAGGCCAGGGGACGUAUGAUUCAUUUGACAUGCGCUGUAUGGUCACAGGUCAGUUUGGAGUCGGAAAAUCUACGCUUGUAAAGCUCUUAGUUGGUGAUGCUAUUCCAGAUGAAAGAUUUGCUACAGAUGGGAUCUCCCUACUAGAGGGUCGAUGUGGCCUUGACAUAGACACCAGAGAGUGGAUACUUAUUGAUCCAGAAACUUACAAUGCCCUGGAUGUUGUGUACAAUAAGGUGUUAAUGACCUCUGUAGCUGAAGAUGAAAAACAAGAAGCCAGCCGCACUGCUAGUAAAAAUGUAGGCGAUGUAUUACAGCAGUCAAAAUGUACCAAGACAACGGCUUCCCAUGAAAAUAUCCCAGUUAAUCCUUCUCAACAGGCUCUUGCAGAACAACCGUUGUCACCUCAGCAGUCUUCCAGUACGCUUCUUUUUAAAGAGCAGUCACACAAGAAAAUGAAAACAAAAAUGAAUAAGGAUGAAAUAAGAAAGAGAAUGGAGGAAAUCCUUAAGAGUGGAAAAUAUAAGAUAAAAGUUGGACGACUUAUCUUCUGGGAUUUUGGCGGACAGUAUGUCUAUUACACAACACAUCAGACCUUUAUGACAUUCAGAGCUUUGUUUCUUCUAGUGUUUGAUGGAAGCAAAGGAUUGCAUGAUCAGGUCCCAGAUGUGUUAUGUUUUCCAGGGCAACACAUGAUACCCACCCCAGCAGUAUUUCUACAACACUGGGUCUAUUCCAUCUUGACGUAUUGUAAGCCAGUAUAUAAAGCUAUUCCAAAGAUCUUGUUUGUGGCAACACAUAAAGACAAGAUUGAAGAGGAGAAUGUUGAGACUCGACGUAAAGAGUUGUACAAUGCAGUAGAAGAAUUGUUCAAAGACCACGAGGAAAAACAACAUCUUGUCUUCAGCCCACAGAUAUUUGUUAAUGCCAAAAACAAAGAUGAUCCAGAUAUAAAAAUUCUCAAAAGAGUCAUUACAGAUCUUACAUUUGAACAUCCAUGCUGGGGGGAGAAAAUGCCAAACGCUUUUGUCCCCCUUGAACUUGAGAUAGCUGAGCUAGUAGCUGGCGGAAAACAAAUUUUGUCAUUGCUGGAAGUGGAAGAAUUGAAUGCCAUUAGUCAAGUGUCUGUCCUGUCUCCAGAGCAACUCAACGCUUUUCUCAAUUUCCAACAUUCACUCGGGAAAAUUGUCUACUUUCAUACUCCGCAGCUGAAAGAUUUUGUGAUUAUCAGCCCACUACUCUUGGUUGAAGUCAUGAGGUCUUUUGUGUCAGACAAGCAAUUUUGGCCAAGGGAAGUUGCAGUACAUAAGAUUUUCAAAAAGAUGUCAGAAAGUGGAUCAAUUCAAAGAGAAGAACUGUACCAGAUUUGGAAACAAGAAGCUUUCAGUAAAAUAUUACCACACAAAAGGUAUAUAUUCGAAAUGCUUAUCCAUCUGGAUAUUGUUUCAGAGCAGCGUAGAUAUAACACAAAAACUGGACGUCGUCAAUCAGGGAUUAACUUCUUUGUUCCUUGUAUGGUUACAGCAAGAAAUACAACAAAGUUCAUGACCGAGGAAUGCACACCAAACAGAGCUAUCGGUUUAGCUUUCACUUUUAAAGGAGCUAUAAUUCCUCCAGCUUUGCCAAACCGACUCUUCAGUGCAUGUCUUAAUAUGUGGAAUGUGAAGACCUAUAGAGAACAUAAAGGAAAAGAUACCACUGGAGAAAAGAAAGAGAUCAAACUCCUGUUUUCGGGAUUUCUUGGCUUAUCGUAUGACAAGGCACAUGAUGUUGUUGUAUGUGUUGAAGCCAACAGAAUUCACCUUUACAUAGUCCACAAGACCUCCAAUGACCUAAUAGUAUCCGAUAUCGCCACUAGUAUCAAGGAAAGCUUCUACAUUACAUUGGAGAGAAUUAUAGAAUUCUAUCAGUCCACAGUUCAUGCCAGAACUAGCAGUUCAAACAAACCUUUCCAAAUUGAAUAUUCUUGCUCCAAGUUAGAAUGCUUCAUUACUGAGGAGGAGGCCUUGCAAAGAGUCGAAUGGGUGUGUGACAAGCAUAAGUUGGUGCAUAAAAGAAACCAUUGGAACGUUUGGAAUCAAGAUCAGACAAAAGAAGAAUGUGAAGAUAAUUGUCAAGGUCUAAGUGUAGAUGCAUUGAAUCAGAUCCCAAGUGAUACAGAGUUGCUGCGUUUUUCAUCUAAAUGUGAGCCAGAAAAGAUGCAUGAAUUGGCAACACAUCUACGAAUGCUUCCUAAAUGGAAAAAAAUUGUGUAUAAUCAUCCACAGGAAAUAGAAAUUGCAACAUUUCUAUUUUUGAUUGAAUGGAAAAGGAAAAAUCCAAAAGGAAAGUUUAAAGUGCUGGCUGAUGUUCUAGGAAAAAUGAAUUUAACAGCGCAUACGCUAUGUUAUGUGAGAAGAGUCACAAAAGCAGAGACAGAUAUUCCUGAUGAAAUCCUAGACUGUAUUCCAACAGAUGAAAUUAUAGAUUCCUUAGCUCCACAAAUUGGCCAAAAGUUCUUUCAACUAGGAACAGAACUAGGUUUAUCUGUAGCAGAAUUAGAAAAUAUAAAAAACAAUCAUUGCAGUGACUUGGCAGCUCAGAACAAGAAAGUAUUACUGGGAUGGAGGGAAGACAAAAAACUGAAACCUACAAUCGAGGCGCUUGCACAGGCUUUAGUCAACAUUGAAAGAGGAGCAGAUUGCUUGGAGGAUAUAAUAGAAGAUAUAGAUGUUAAUACUUUCACAGCUAUGGAAGAUAUUACAGAUAGAAUUAACGAUCAUCGUGAUGAAAUCAUACAGGAUAUAGUUAUAAGCGAUAUCUUAGAUGAAAUGAUGACACACCUGGUGAUAUCAGCAGAUGAUAGACGCUAUAUUGAACACCAUCCACGACAGGGUGAUCAGAAUAAAGCAUUGCUCGAGAUAGUGAUUACAAGGAAGGAGCAGGCGUUUUUAUUUUUUGUUGAUGCAUUACAAAACAGUGGUUACACAGAUCUAGCAAACAAACUGAGUUACGAUUCACAUGAUGUGAGUUCAAGUUCCACACCAGCACUUUCUGAAAAUAAAGAAUCAUUGGAGUGGGCUGUUCCAUUAUAUAGAGUUCGUCUUCAGAAGAAUUAUGGCAAAAUAAUACAAGAGAUACAUCACCUUACCAUAGUAGAUUACCUUAUAUCAAAAUCUGUUUUCUCACCUGAUGACAGUGAACAGAUAGAAUCUUGUAAAACUCAAAAGGAAAAGAACAGAUCAUUGAUGGAUAUUCUGUUACACGGACAUGAAGAAAUUGGAUAUACUGAAUUUCUCAAAGCUCUACAAAAGGAACCUGUAUAUAAAGACUUAGCAGAUCAGAUAGAAAAAACAGAAGUUACCGACAGAGAUAGGUCAACACUAGAGAGUUGUCAAAAGUUAAAAGGAAAAGAUUAGUUUAAUUUACGUAUUGUGAACAGGCUAUGCUAUAGGUACUACACUAAGUAGAUACAUGUAUAUUGUGUCAUAGUCCAUGUUUCAGGUAUUUGUUUUCAACGAAAAAAAUGGGUCACUAUGUUGAUGACAUGCACGCAUAUCUUCAAAAUCAAAUAUAGUUUAAUAGUUUUACCACGUACAAUAUACAUACGACAGUACAAAUAUAACUUUUAAUUAAACAUCGAAGUAAUAUCAAAAUUGUUAGUUUUUUUAUGCAAAUGUAUGACGUACUUUUCAGGAAUAUAUAUACAAAAUCAUGUGUCAAUUAGAAAUAGAAAUAAUUGUUUGUUCUGUACAUAUUCAUUUGAUAUAAACUGACUUUAACUACAAAUUCAUCAGUAUUUUACAUUCAUAUGAUCAGUAGUGAAUACAUGGUAUUUUUUACGCCCGAUAAAUUAAAAUAUUUAUAUUUCAUUAUUCUAAUUAUCAUUAUAUGUUAAAUUUAUUUUUCGAAAGAAGCAUUAGUCUUGGGGUGAUCCAUAAAAUAUGUUCAAUACUUGUUAACCUUUAAGAAGCAUUUGAUGGUACAUUCUAUAGAGUUGGAAUUUUCUUUGUUUAUGCCAAAUCAUAUAGUGACCGGGCUAUUUAUAUCUAUGUAUGUGUACAAAGACAAGGUAAACUGCACAAAUUAACUGAGUUGAAAAUGAAUAUGUAUACAAUAAGUUAUAGAGUGUACAAAAACCAGACAUCAAACCAGCAAUUCAAAAUCCUAACAAGAAUAUACAAAUGUAGCUUUGUCAAUAAUUCUGAAGAAAUGUACAUUUAUGAAUAAACAUGUAAAUAUUA